Messenger RNA from Darwinula stevensoni, 237 nucleotides. Lineage: Eukaryota; Metazoa; Arthropoda; Ostracoda; Podocopida; Darwinulidae. The record is from the annotation of a GenBank genome assembly.
GGAUUGCCAGAAGAAUUAAAAUCCAUCCAAUUUGUGCAAGAUAAUGAGGCUAAAUCUACACGAGGCGUCUUACGUGGACUACAUUAUCAGUUGCCACCUUUUGCACAGUCUAAGGAUGAAGUAGAUAUCUGUUCGGAAGGAGAUGUACAUCGAAUUAUUGAUGAAAAUAAACCAAACUAUGUCAUCAAUUGUGCUGCAUACACAGCAGUUGACAAGGCAGAGACAGAAGUAGAUCAA